CUUUUUUCUGUCCCCUAUCAAUCUAAGAAUCCAGGGCACACACUAAAGUGGCCCAGGGCGGUUACCACGGACUUACGCCAAAGAGCGGAGAUUUAUUAAUCGAAGGAAAACAGGCGGCAAAGCAUUGAAAAUAAUAAAAAGAGCUUACAAGGGGAGGUGGUUAAAAAUAUGUCGGCGUUUGGGGACAGAGGAUAAUAGCGGAAAAGCUAAGUGCGGAAGAGCUUGAGGGAAAGUGUGGCUCCAUGUAUGGCCGCAGAUGGGAGGGAAGAAUAGCUAAGAGAAGCAGGGCUAGCCUGGUGUUGCACAGUUACCAUAACCGAGUCACAUUGAAACCGAAGAAAAACAGUGUAGCUUAAGCAUAUCAUGAAUAUUGGACUGUACUGGAAAUUCACUUGCCAUCUACAAAAACACUCUUGUUGCACAGGUUGGCCACCUAUCUCCACUCUAUAUAAUGCCCCAGUGAUUGCAGCACCUUCGUUGAAAAUGAUGGCAGCCCAGUCGGUUUCUAUAGACAAGAGAGAGCAGCAGAUAAAAGGUGUGGUAAAGAUUGAUACUAACCCUGAGCAGAAAUUCAGUGAAGGGACAUUGGCAGACGGACCCAGUCUAGCACAACCAGAGUCACAGACACCAAUGGACGUAGACAAAGCGUCCAUAUAUCGGCAUCCGUUGUUCCCUCUCCUGGCUCUGCUCUUUGAGAAAUGUGAACAAUCUACACUAAGCUCUGACUGCAUUACCUCGGCAAGCUUUGAUGUGGACAUUGAGAACUUUGUUCGUAAUCAAGAAAAGGAGGGCAAACCUUUCUUCAGCGAAGACCCUGAACUUGACAGUUUGAUGGUUAAAGCUAUCCAGGUGCUGCGGAUCCACUUGCUUGAGUUAGAGAAGGUGAGUGAUCUAUGCAAGGAUUUCUGUAGCCGCUACAUCGCCUGCCUCAAGACAAAGAUGAACAGUGAAACCUUGCUGAGUGGAGAGCCUUGCAGCCCAUAUUCCCCUGUACAAGGUCAGGUCCAGAGCUUCUCACAAGCCAAAUCUCAGAACACCAGUUCCAUCCCAGGGACAGUAAGUCCCCACGGUCAGAUUGUCGUGCCAACUUCCUCCCUACAGCAAGGGAAUGUUACGGUUUCAGCGGUUAACCCUACGCACGUGGUUCCAGGUGGCACAGUAUACCAGCCAGUUACAGUUGUCACUCCUCAAGGUCAAGUGGUAACACAGACUCUUUCUCCAAGGACAAUACAUGUCCAAAACAAUCAGCUCCAGCUGCAGUUUCACCAGGACUUGAAUCUGUUUAAUCAUGAUGACAACUCCACCAAGACCAAGCGUGGUGUUCUACCCAAACAUGCCACCAAUGUCAUGCGCUCCUGGCUCUUUCAGCAUAUUGGGCACCCGUAUCCUACAGAGGAUGAAAAGAAACAGAUUGCAAAUCAAACUAACCUGACACUUUUGCAAGUUAAUAAUUGGUUUAUAAAUGCAAGAAGGCGAAUUCUGCAGCCUAUGCUGGAUGCUAGUUCAUCAGAGACGCCCAAAGCCAAAAAGAAGACUCAGCCAAACCGGCCACUGCAGCGAUUUUGGCCUGAUUCUAUCGCCACAGGGGGAGGAACAGAGCAGCAUGUAACCAUGCCAGAUGGUACAAUGGUGACAAUGAACAUGGAAGGUCUGCAAAGCCUGACGUCAGAUGGCGCAACGCUAGCUGUGCAGCAAGUAAUGAUUGGAGGCCACAGUGAAGAUGAGUCAGUGGACAGCGGUGAAGACAAUGAUGAUGAUGCAGACAUGACUGGAUUGACCCUGGACAACAGUGAUUCAUUGCAGUAGAUCCUGCAUUGCCCUCCUUCACCGAAUCUCCCUUCAAAAACAAACAUACAAAUCACUAUAAAAGAUUAAUGGAAUUAUCUUCAAAUAAAUUAUAGUACUUAACCCUGUUAGGUUUACAUGGAGCACAAUGCGGGAUAUAACAGAAGCGCUUCUACUUUUUUCCUCCGAGCCGCCACCCUGCUGACACCCAUCUGUUUGUGCUCCAUGUGUCUUCAUCAGGAGUUGUUUUUCAGAAACUGUAGUUAUUGUUUGAGUGCACUUCUAAUCAAUUUCGCUUCAAAGGGUUAAAUUAAACAAAACCCAAAGAAAGGAAGUGUUUGAAACACAGAGGCUAGUUUUGUAUGUCUGCUAAUAAAUGUGAACCUCCCCGGCUCCUCCAUUCCUUGUCCUACAUGAUUUCCCUUUCAACACUUCAAAAUAAUAUCUAUAAGAGUUUGUCUUCACUUUUUGCAUGCUUUUAAGUAGGUGUUAACACUCUUACUAAUGACUCCACUGCUCAAAAAAAAAAAAAAGAAUAAGUGAGAAAAAGUUGAUAGGCUUAUUUUUAUAUUCACAAAUAUAAAACAGGUGGGCUUGUCCUUUUUUUUGUCUUCUGCUGUUUUGUAAUGGAUAUUUAUGUACGGAUGAUAAAGGUAGCAACCCUGUUGUUCAGGGUUCUUUGAUGUUUUCUACAAAAAAAAAAAAAACAGUGCUUAAAAUUGCUAUCCUAAUUGGUACACAGAGUAUUCAUAAGGCCUUAUGUGUGUCGUUUCUCUAAGAAUUGUUGCAAAAUGCACAAACGGAAACUGACAGUGUGUAACAUACAUGUUUUUAUUGUUUUACUUGGAACAGUGCAUGCAUCAUAUUUGAAAUUGCACAAUUUAAAACACUAUGCUGUUAUCACAAUUAUCAGGAUCCACAUGUCAACUGUAAAGAAGCAUUGGAAUUUUGCCAUCAUUUAACUUUUUUAUGGUGAUACAUGCUACUGCAGUGAGACUAUGUAGAGUACCUGGACUCUGCCUGGACAUUUGCCUCAAAGCUUUCUAUUUUGGAAUAAAUGAUGCGUAACUUUA
Cynoglossus semilaevis (tongue sole) is the source of this 2858-nucleotide messenger RNA. It is a transcript of the gene pknox1.1, whose product is annotated as pbx/knotted 1 homeobox 1.1. Gene Ontology annotation, molecular function: DNA binding. The record is from RefSeq and is a predicted model, not a curated record. Gene Ontology annotation, biological process: regulation of DNA-templated transcription. NCBI's taxonomy places the organism in Eukaryota, Metazoa, Chordata, Actinopteri, Pleuronectiformes, Cynoglossidae. Bases 364 to 1806 code for a protein of 480 amino acids. The transcript is spliced from 11 exons.